UCUAAGCAACGCAGAAAUGCCUGUGCUAUGGCAGCGUGGCGGCUCCUGUUCCCAUUGCUGCUCUUGCUGUCGGAGAUGUGGUCGAAGACCGAGACUGAUAACGUCACCCUAAAAGCGGAAAACUCCACAGAUGAAACGGCCCCUACUGGGACGGCCCCCAGCGAAACGUCCUUCCCCGGGACCUCCCCAAGCGGGACCUCCCCAAGCAGAACUCCCGGCAUGCAGACAGAAGAAAGUGCUGGCUGCCCCUGUGACCUGCAUCCAGGCUUCUGCGACAUCAAUUGCUGUUGUGAUUCACACUGUGGUUCAGAAUGCAACCUUGGUGCCCCUGGGUGUCCCUUCUCUUUCUGCCUUCCAGGCAGUACCAGGGCUGUGGGUCGGGUGUGUUUGGAAAAGUCCCUGAUUUUCCGAAAUAACACUCCCUUCCAUACUGAAAUUCUUCCAGGUCCUGAGAGGUGUAUAUUACUCUUCUGUAUACAGUUAAAUGAUUCCACACUGAACUAUUUACAAGUGCCACAGAAGGUGACAGAAGUAAAUUUCCCAGUACUUUUAGCACAAUAUGGAAGGCCAUCAUUCAUCCCUUCAGAACAAGUUUGGCCUUCUCCAUCUGCCUUUUAUCAAGUAGGAGAUCCAAUUCAGAUUUAUUAUGCUGCCUCAUCUACACUAAGUGUGCUUAAGCAACCUGUGGGCAUUGGAACUAGUCAGAUUUGCACUGAUGAGAAUCCUGCUGGUUUCCUGGAAAGUAAAACUACCAGCUGUAUUAGGAUCUUUACUGACCUGAUGAGCAGUUGUACCUCUGACCCUGCAUUGGAUGCAGCUUCAUAUUAUCGUAACUUCAGCGUAUUGCAGGUCCCAGUCAAUUUUAGCGAUUUUCACCUCUUCGAGGUCCACAUUAUCCCACAUUCAGAGCCUGCAGCUCCUGGGCUGAAUGGUAAUACAUGCCACAAUGUUGUUUCUGAGGUGAAUUAUGAGAUGGAGUUUAAUGGGAUCCAUGGAAUCCAAAAGAUUUACGUUCAGUUCAAAUUGACCAAUAUAUCUGGGAAUCCAGGAGUCACAUUACAACAAAGUUUUUCUCUGCAUUUUGGGAGCAGAAGACCUUCUUUGACCAAACGAAGAAGUGGAAAUCCUGGCUAUAUCAAAGGAGCACCACUAAGAGCUUUAUAUAAUGGGAUCCAGCAACAUGUAACCAUUUUACAGAACCAAGCUAAUGGCCACUGCUCAGCAGCUGAGAGAUUUACAGUACAAUUUGGGGAGAACGUGAGAACGGGCUGCCAGUUCAGUAUACCCUUCAAACCUGAGGAAAGAAGUUGUAAUAACUUGCAGGAGCCAUUUUACCAAGCCUUCGAAGGAGGACUCAGCACAGGGCAUUUGGCCAUAAUUGGCAAUGCUGAUCCAAGCCAUCCAGAGCAAUGGACCAGAGUUUUUACCCAGAGGUGUAAGUUGCAGGAUGGGCAUUGUAUGAUUCCUGUUUCCCUGGAGAUUCAGGUGAUAUGGGCUAAUGUAGGCCUCUUAUCUAAUCCACAAGCUCAAGUGUUGGGUGCACGGUAUUAUUACCUCUGCAGACCUCUGAAGUCUCUGGCUAUAUAUAUGAACAUGUUGCCUUUAACAAGUACAGUUACCUUCACAGAUGUUACCAAAUGGCCAGAGUCACCACAUGGUCAACCUGACGUUUAUAGGAAACUUCCAUUUGAUUUCUUCUUCCCUUUUAAAAUGGCAUUGAAUGAAGCUGGGAAUGAUUCAUGUAACAUAUUGGGCACUUUGCUGAUGUCAUUAAUGUUUUAUGGAAUAUUUGUGAGCUAAUACAGAAAAGAAUAGCAUUUCAUGUAACAUGGAAUAAAAAAUGGUUGCAUGAUGA
This is a messenger RNA of Thamnophis sirtalis, 1855 nucleotides long. It is a transcript of the gene TCTN3, whose product is annotated as tectonic family member 3. The record is from RefSeq and is a predicted model, not a curated record. Gene Ontology annotation, biological process: cilium assembly; smoothened signaling pathway. NCBI's taxonomy places the organism in Eukaryota, Metazoa, Chordata, Lepidosauria, Squamata, Natricidae.